CUCUCUCUCUCUCUCUCAAAUCCCGUCACCGCCCAGUAAACUUGAGCCCACCGAAAUGCCGAGACCCUCCGCCAAAAAACUAUCCAAACUCAAAUCAAUGCUCAAGCGCCUCCAGUCUUUCUCCGGUCGCCAGCCCUCCACCCCCACUGAAUCUCCCUACACCGACACGUGUCAAUCACCCACCGAUCUGCACCCGGUCUACGUCGGUCAAUCCCGACGCCGGUACCUCAUCACCGCCCAGCUGGCGGAGCACCCGCUGCUUCAAGAGCUCUUGCAGCGCUCCCGCACNGGCGGUGAGGUUACCAGUGGUGCUGUUGUGGGGUGUGAGGUGGUGUUGUUUGAUCAUUUGCUUUGGAUGCUUGAGAAUGGGGAGGGUGAGAACGAGUCCGUUGCUGAGUUGGUUGAAUAUUAUGCUUGUUGAUGGUUUGAGGCCGGGAGGGUAUAAUUGUAAAAUAGGUGGUGAAUAAGUUGAUGAGAGUAACCCAUUCUAGUCUUUUGUGAUUGGAAUUGUUGGUUUUGUUCCCUCUUGGAAAUAUAAAUAUAUGUUAAUUAAUCUAGCUUGUGUCUUAUUUUUCUCUUUCGAGUAUAUGUAAAUUGUUCGUGUGUGAGUAUAUAUGAGUUGAUCUUAUGUCAACUUAAUUAAGUGGAUGUCUACUAAAC
This is a messenger RNA of Asparagus officinalis (garden asparagus), 660 nucleotides long. RefSeq lists its product as uncharacterized. The transcript is spliced from 2 exons. Gene Ontology annotation, biological process: response to auxin. NCBI's taxonomy places the organism in Eukaryota, Viridiplantae, Streptophyta, Magnoliopsida, Asparagales, Asparagaceae. Bases 56 to 421 code for a protein of 121 amino acids. The record is from RefSeq and is a predicted model, not a curated record.